Messenger RNA from Eruca vesicaria subsp. sativa (arugula), 1635 nucleotides. NCBI's taxonomy places the organism in Eukaryota, Viridiplantae, Streptophyta, Magnoliopsida, Brassicales, Brassicaceae. The record is from the annotation of a GenBank genome assembly.
AUGGGGAAGGAAAAUGUUGUCUCUCGUCCUUUCACUCGUGCCUUUGCGUCUGCUUUGCGUGCUUCAGAAGCGGCUUCUACUACACAGAGAGCAAACACAAAGAGACCAGCCUCGGAGGAUGUGAACGUCUCUGCACCACCUAAUAAGAAGAAGAAGCGAGCUGUUCUUGGGGAUAUCUCAAAUGUUGGCUUCAGUUAUUCAGCUAAACUUGAGGGUAAAGACAUCAAGCUGGUAAAGAAGAGUCAGGAGUUGGCAUCUUGUGUUACUUCAGAAGUCACAGAUCUUCAGUCCGGGACCGAGACAAAAGCUGAAAUUGUAUCAGUGACAGCUGGAGACACAAAUGAGAAUGACACAGUUGAUAAGUGUAUCGAGAAACACAGAUUGCCUCCAAGACCUCCUGGAAGAUCAGGUUCUAUAGUUGAGAAAAGUGCUGUUAUUGUUAGUUCAACUGCAUUGGAUCUCCCAAAAUUCACAGACAUUGAUUCUGAUGACAAGGAUCCUCUACUGUGUUGUCUCUACGCCCCUGAAAUCUACCACAAUUUGCGUGUUUCAGAGCUUAAACGCAGACCGGUUCCUGACUUUAUGGAGAGGAUACAAAAGGACAUCACUCAGUCCAUGCGGGGAAUUCUGGUUGAUUGGCUUGUGGAGGUCUCUGAGGAAUACUCGCUUGUACCUGACACUCUUUACCUCACAGUGUAUCUCAUAGACUGGUUCCUCCAUGGAAACUACUUGGAAAGACCGAAACUUCAACUCCUCGGCAUCACUUGCAUGCUCAUUGCCUCGAAGUAUGAGGAAAUCUCUGCGCCACGCAUUGAAGAGUUCUGCUUCAUCACUGAUAACACCUACACAAAAGAACAGGUCCUGGAAAUGGAGAACCAAGUACUUGCGCAUUUUAGCUUUCAAAUAUACACUCCCACUCCAAAAACGUUCCUAAGGAGAUUCCUCAGAGCAGCGCAAGCCUCUUACCUGUUUAUUCCUUCAGUCAUCGCUGCUUCAGCGGUUUUUCUUGCCAAGUGGACGUUAGACCAAUCAAACCAUCCAUGGAAUCCAACACUUGAGCACUACACAACGUACAAAGCGUCAGAUCUCAAAGCAUCUGUUCAUGCCUUGCAAGAUCUGCAGCUUAACACCAGAGGUUGCCCUUUGAACGCUAUACGCAUGAAGUAUAGGCAAGAGAAGUUCAAAUCUGUGGCGGUUCUCAUGUCUCCAAAACUACUUGACACGCUAUUCUGAAGGGCUAAACCGAACGGUUCAGCUCCUAACCGAUAAUAGAUCCUUGUGACAUUGAUGUGGUCCGGUUCGUCUUCAUUCAUCAGUUACUUAUUUGUUGAUAAAACAGUUCCCACAGUCCUCCACUCGUCUAAUACCUGAUUAGAAUUCGGUUUAGCUUGGUUUAGUUUGAUCUGGAGGUUUGGUUCUUCCAAACACCAGACCUGGUUUAAACUAAUCGGUAACAAGAGUUUAUUUUAGUUGUAUCGAGAAAUGUACAUUUUCUCCCAUCUUGAGGCAAUGUAAACAGUUUCGGGAAUUUCAUACUAUUUAUUUAUUUUCCGAUGAGGUAAUUUAAAUGUUUACAUCAUUUUGUUACUGUUCCAUGCUUUCAUAUCUGUAACUUUUAUUUAUGCCAUAUAGAAC